GUUCACGACGGCAUCGCGACGUGCAUUGUCAAUUGCGGCCAUGUACCAACAGCGCCUUUGCCCGUCGGCAGGCGCCAUAAUACGGCCUUCCUCCUUCCAGGCAGCAUCAUUGCACCGGGGCUCACCCCGCUUCUUCCAUAUCUCGCCGCAAAGAUGCGAGGAGAACAACAGCACUGCGGGAUCGGUCCCUGCCACGGAGCAGAGACAGACUCGCCUUACCCGCAAUAGAGCUGUCGUCGGCCAGGUGCUCAACAUGCAAUCGCGACAAGCGCAACGGCCCGGACUACGCACCUCCGGCCAACAGCAAAAUGGUCAAGCUGGAAAUACCUCGGGGACACCAGGCCGGCUUCUCAUUCGGAGAGUCGAUCCCACCCCAGACGGCUCACAAUCUCGCUCUCCGCCUCGCGGCACAAUGGUUCGCGCGCCCGCCCAGCUCCGUCUCACUCGCAGGGCGCCAGGUCAAAACGCUGCUGGACCCAAUCUGGGUGGUCGCGGACGACCCCAAGGUGCGCCGAAUCGCUCGCGAGCACAACGCCCGGGAGAAGCAGGUCCGGCGAAACGGGCAAAGAGCGCUGUUAAGGCUUCGUCCGGCCCACGGACUGAGAUGAAGGAGGAGGAUAUGCUAUCAGAUGGUAUGGUCAAACAGCUGUUGAGACUGCAGAGGAAAGAAUGGGAUCCCGUCACAUAUGAGCCGAAGUACACACAUGGCAGCCCCGCGGCGCUGGGGCUCCUGGAAGCCGGGAAGAAGCUUUUCGAAGGAGAGAAACCAGUAGUGAAGAAACCUGGGAAAUUAGAGAGGAGAAUCGGCAUUAUUGGAAUGCACGGAGCAUAAGAGUGAGAAAAACGUCCCUAUCAACUGUACCAUAUCCUGUUCAUAUAUCGAUAUAUCACAGCUCGUGCUGGUGGUUUUUGUACAUUUGAAUGUAUACAUCACAACUGUGG
This is a messenger RNA of Westerdykella ornata, 942 nucleotides long. RefSeq lists its product as uncharacterized. The transcript has 2 exons. The coding region runs from base 41 to 832 and encodes 263 amino acids. Lineage: Eukaryota; Fungi; Ascomycota; Dothideomycetes; Pleosporales; Sporormiaceae. The record is from RefSeq and is a predicted model, not a curated record.